AUGAAGCUCACGAAAGACACUGAAAUGGAGAAAGUUGAGAGUUCAUCCUCUGCUCAAGAAUUAGAAAAUAUGGCUGUGCUGCGAUGUACUCAGAAGCGUAGAAACAACGGACGAUCCAAGCACGGACGUGGCCACGUUAAGCCCGUCCGUUGCGAUAACUGUGGACGAUGCGUUCCCAAGGACAAGGCUAUCAAGCGUAACCUAGUCCGUAACAUGGUAGAGGCCGCUGCCAUCCGUGAUCUUCAGGAGGCUUCUGUCUACGACAGGUUUGUCAGCGUUUUCAAAGUUCCUGAUAAUAGAACUUAA
This is a messenger RNA of Sphaeroforma arctica JP610, 306 nucleotides long. Its product is annotated as 30S ribosomal protein S26e. NCBI's taxonomy places the organism in Eukaryota, Ichthyosporea, Ichthyophonida. Gene Ontology annotation, molecular function: mRNA binding; structural constituent of ribosome. Gene Ontology annotation, cellular component: cytosolic small ribosomal subunit; ribosome. Gene Ontology annotation, biological process: translation. The transcript has 3 exons. The coding region runs from base 1 to 306 and encodes 101 amino acids. The record is from RefSeq and is a predicted model, not a curated record.